AUGGGCAAGAAGCGAAAAAGACCCGCGCGGGCCUGCGGUCCCACGGCUGCGUCUCAGACCAGUAUCACCACAUCUCCCCGCCGUUUCAAACUCCCCACUGGCCCAGCGACGCGAAACGACCAAACCAUCACCCAUCCCCUGAUUUCGUUGUACUACCGAGAAGUGUUGACCUUGCGAAAUUAUCUUCUGCGCCAAUUGCCCGCCUCCUCCAAAUUGCGACGGCGGCGCAUCGCGUCGCUACAAUCGUCCUCGGUCGAGCGCAGCCAGGACUCGACACUACUAGCCCAUCUACUGGACUCCACGCUGGUCGGCGUACAGAAGGAAUCGUCUCCGAAGGUCACCUCCGAACGCCAGCGUGACUAUCGGGCUUUCACCCAAUCCCAGUCGCGUUCAAUCCUCGUCAGCACAGAUACGGGACCAACGUCGCCCCAAUCCGAGAUAGUCAAUUUCGUGAUCGAAACGCUCUUCAGGCUCAGUGGAGGGUAUGGGGGACCUCAGCACUUGCUUGCGCACGGGUACGCCUACGGGAACGAUCUCCGGGCCACCGAACAAGCUGGUCUGGAGAGCAGCAUUCUCGGACUGGUGGCACAAUUCCCUAGCAAUAAUGUCCGCACCUUGAAGGAGUCGCCAUGGGCGGAUGUCUUGGCACUCCUUGGUCAGAGCGGAGAAGAAAUCAUGAUGCGCUUGCUCUUUGACUGUGGUAUCUUCGCCCCCAUUAACGCCCAGAGAGGAAAUUUCUAUCAAUUGAGCGGAUUUCCUCUGUCGAAGCUCGAGCAGCUAGAUAGUAACUCCGCGAAGCAACCGACGGCACAGAAACUGCCCGAGGGAAAUCCUCAAUCAUACAAUCAGAACCACCUAGAAGCCAACAAGCCGAACAGCAUCAUUUUCUCCCGCAGGCGCAUGCUGUAUAGCCAACCCACUAGUACAGCGAAAAACAGGUCGGCCUCAGGCCUUGGAGGCACUCACGUUCUCAAUCGUUUUUCCUCUCUUGACAUUACAGGCGAAACUGUGCACGUAAUGAGUUACAUAUUUCCUCGUCAGUUUGGCUUACGGAAUGUGUUCGUAUCGACAGGGAAUCGCCGUGACAAUGAAGCACAGCUAAAUAGUCAUAUCAAUCGCGAGGAUGAGAUUUCUCAAUUAAAGCAAAAACAACUUCUUCGCCAUACGACUCGCGAGCUUACUCGGCCAGUAUCGGAUAAAGGAGAACUCGCUCACUUGAAGAUCCCUAAGCGACUGCGAGGGCGAGCUAUGGAACUUGUCCAACGGCUGCGAGUUCGUCACGCGCGAUGUUCGUACUGGGAAUUAUUGAAGCAUUAUUGUCCUGCCGAACUUGUUGGUCCUCCGAGAUUUCGCUCGACUUCUUUCCCCAUCCAAAAAAAUAAGGAGGCCGGCAAAUUUGCUUCAUCGAUUGAGGAGACUCUUGUUACACAGGCGUCGGCCAAAUCCUCUAUUCCGGAGGUUUCUACAAAGGCUAUCACGUCCGACACCCUUGGAGAAACUGAAAUGGCAAGGAAACCAACAAUCAAGAAGCCAAAAGUCAGCCUUACUGAAUAUGCCACCCCUGCCUCAUCUGUUUCUGCCUUUUGCCGUGCUGUGUUGAAAAAAAUCAUACCGCCACACUUCUUUGGAGACGGACUGGCUGGCACUUACAAUUGCAAUAUUGUCAUGAAACAUGUUGACGCCUUUAUCAAAAUGAGGCGCUUUGAGAGCCCUAGUCUGCAUCUAGUGUGUAAAGGCCUGAAGGUGACCGAAAUUUCGUGGCUUGUGCCUCCCAAAAAGCAGGACACUGUUUCCGGGACGGAUAGAAUAUCUUUGUCGGAUUUCCAGAAACGCACCGAACUAUUUCAUGAAUUCAUCUAUUAUAUUUUUGACUCAAUCCUGAUUCCUCUGAUCCGGGUAAACUUCUACGUCACUGAGUCGCAGACUCAUCGCUGCCGACUCUUUUAUUUUCGGCAGGAUGUGUGGAAACGGCUCAUCGAACAGCCUAUCAAAGAUCUCAAAGAGACCACAUUCAAACCAUUUUCACCAGAAGAAGCUAAGAAGAAACUCGCGGGCCGUUCUCUUGGGUUGGGUUCCUUGAGGUUACUUCCGAAAUCUGCUGGUCUACGUCCCAUCCUCAAUCUAAAGAAACAACUUCAUGUGCAGAGGACAAAAUUUGGGAAGAAAAAAUCUUAUUUAGGAGCGAGCGUCAACAGCAGUCUUCUCCCCAUUUACGGCAUGUUGUCCUACGAGCGUGAGCGGUGCCCUGCGAAUCUAGGGUCAUCUAUCAUGUCCAUGGGAGAGAUGCACCCGAAAUUGAAAAGUUUCAAGGAUUCUCUCAUUCGGCAAGGGUCGGCAUCUCAAAUGGGGCCUUCGGGCUUGCCACAGCUAUAUUUCGUGAAGCUUGAUAUCCAAGCCUGCUUCGAUACUAUUCCCCAAGCAAAGCUUCUGAGUCUGAUUGAGAAGGUAAUCUCCGAAGAGGCUUAUCAUUUCGUCAAAUCCGUCGGAAUCAAUCCACCUCUGCAUGGAAGGAAGCCGCAGCAUAAAUGGAUGAGUCGGGCCGCUCCGUUGAACAAGCAACAACAUCUACGCGAUAUUGCCGCCGUGGGAGCCAUGGGUCGAAAGGCCAAUAUGGUGUAUAUUGACACCAUCAAACAAACGGCACCGAAAAAGACAGAACUGCUUGGCCUUCUCAAAGAGCAUGUUGAACAAAACCUCGUCAUGAUUGGCAAAGAGUACUUCCAGCAGCGAAACGGGAUUCCCCAAGGAUCGGUUUUGUCUAAUCUGCUUUGUAAUUUCUUCUACGCCGAGCUGGAACGAGAGACGUUACACUUUCUACAGCCUGCCGAUUCGCUUCUCCUACGACUAGUCGAUGAUUUUCUGCUUAUCACCACAGAUGUGGCUCAAGCCACUCAGUUCCUGCAAAUCAUGCUGCGCGGCCAGCCAGCUUACGGUGUAUCAGUGAACCCAGCCAAGAGCAUGGUUAAUUUCACUGCUGCCGUGGAUGGCUGUCACAUCCCUCGGCUAGAGGGAACGCUCCUCUUCCCGUAUUGUGGUAGUUUGAUCGACACCCGUACGCUAGAGAUCCAUCGAGACCAAGAUCGGAUGUUGGAGGGCGGCGACUCGGCGGCAGUGACCCUUUCAAACACACUGACCGUCGAAACGAGCCGGGCUCCCGGUCACUCCUUCCACAGGAAAAUGCUGGCCCUGAUGCGGCCUCAAAUGCAGUCCAUGUAUCUUGACACCAACCACAACUCUCGACAGGUCGUCCUGGGCAAUUUGUACACUGGGUUUAUCGCGGUCGGGAUGAAAAUGUAUCGCUACAUGAAGUCCCUUCGAGGCCGCUCCCACCCUCAGGCACCUAUCAUCAUUCAGACCAUCCACGAUUUGAUCCAACAGACCAUCGGAACCAUUCGGGCACGACGUGCAUCAGAUUCGACGCCGCUAUCCUGUGCGGUGCAGCUGUCUCACCUGCAAUACUUGGGUGCGGCCGCAUUCCGUUUUGUACUGAAACGGAAGCAAACGCGGUAUGCGCGAGUGCUCCAGUGGCUCGACUCGCUCGUCAAAGGGUCGCGACCGGCGACGAACGCGGAGGCGGUGCGACUACAGCAAGUAGUGAGAAGAGGGACAACGCUAUUCGAUGCCUGGCGCUUCUAA
Messenger RNA from Penicillium macrosclerotiorum, 3636 nucleotides. Its product is annotated as telomerase reverse transcriptase. The coding region runs from base 1 to 3636 and encodes 1211 amino acids. Gene Ontology annotation, biological process: telomere maintenance via telomerase. NCBI's taxonomy places the organism in Eukaryota, Fungi, Ascomycota, Eurotiomycetes, Eurotiales, Aspergillaceae. Gene Ontology annotation, cellular component: telomerase catalytic core complex. The record is from RefSeq and is a predicted model, not a curated record. The transcript has 6 exons. Gene Ontology annotation, molecular function: telomerase RNA binding; telomeric repeat DNA binding.